Lineus longissimus is the source of this 4017-nucleotide messenger RNA. Its product is annotated as general vesicular transport factor p115-like. Bases 32 to 2932 code for a protein of 966 amino acids. The record is from RefSeq and is a predicted model, not a curated record. Gene Ontology annotation, biological process: endoplasmic reticulum to Golgi vesicle-mediated transport; vesicle fusion with Golgi apparatus; intracellular protein transport. Lineage: Eukaryota; Metazoa; Nemertea; Pilidiophora; Heteronemertea; Lineidae. The transcript is spliced from 19 exons. Gene Ontology annotation, cellular component: endoplasmic reticulum; Golgi stack; Golgi membrane. Gene Ontology annotation, molecular function: protein binding.
GCAGAAUUGAGUUGGCAAAUUUUAGCAGACCAUGGAUUAUUUUCGCAAAUAUUUAGGCACUACCCCCGGUGCUGGGCAGCCCAGUGGUGCUGAUACGGUGGAGAAGUUAAAUGAUCGUGUUCAAUCAUCAACUCUGUUGGAUGACAGGAGGGAUGCUGUCAGGGCGCUCAAAUCACUUUCAAAGAAAUAUCGCUUGGAGGUUGGCACACAGUCUAUGGAGACCCUGAUCCAAGUGUUACAGACAGACCGUGCUGAUCCUGAAAUCAUGGGCUAUGCUCUCGAUACCUUGUGCAAUGUGAUGUCAAAUGAAAUGUUCCCUGAAGACGGAGAAGAGAGCAUUCCAGAGCACUACCCUGAGGACCUUGGUGGCCAGUUCACAGAAAUAUUCAUAAAGAACAUGGAUAACACACAUCUACUUUUGUCUUUGCUGGAGGAAUAUGAUUUCCACAUUCGGUGGCCCACUGUCAAACUCCUGAUCAUCCUGCUGACCAACCGCAGUAAGGAUCUCCAAGAAGCCAUCCUGGUCAGCCCGAUGGGUGUCUCGAAAAUGAUGGACCUCCUCUCAGAUAGCAGAGAAAUCAUUAGAAAUGAUGGCUUGCUACUACUGAAUCACCUUACCAAGGGUAAUGCCAACAUUCAGAAGAUUGUGGCAUUUGAAAAUGCUUUUGAGAGACUCCUCGAUAUCAUCAGCAUGGAGGACAAUAGCGACGGAGGUAUUGUGGUGGAAGACUGUCUGCUCCUACUUCUAAAUCUGCUGAAAAACAACUCAUCCAACCAGACAUUCUUCAAAGAAGGCAGCUUCAUUCAUAAGUUGACACCUUUCUUUGAGCUUCAACCAGUUGAGCAGAGUCCACAAGGUGGUUGGUCUGCGCAGAAAGUAACCAAUUUACACCUGAUGCUUCAGGUUGUCCGCACACUUGUCGCUCCCAGCAAUCCCCAUCAACAAACUGUUAUCUGCCAAAAUGUCAUGAAUAAAUGCCGUCUGCUACACCAACUGUGCUCCAUCCUCAUGGCAAGUGGUGUCCCUGCCGACGUCCUCACCGAGACCAUCAACACUGUCUCCGAGGUCAUCCGAGGCAAUUCAUCAAAUCAAGAAUACUUCGCUUCUGUGAUGGCCCCAUCAACUCCACCCAGGCCAGCUAUUGUUGUGUUGUUGAUGUCCAUGGUGAAUGAAAAACAACCAUUUGUCCUACGGUGUGCUGUCCUCUAUUGUUUUCAAUCAUUCCUCUUCAAAAAUGAGCUCGGCCAGUCGCAGAUUGUGCAGACGCUGCUGCCGUCUACAGCAGAUGUGAACACCAUAUCAGCUGGUCAGCUCCUGUGCGGCGGCCUCUUCAGCCCUGAUCCAUUGUCCAACUGGUGUGCAGCAGUAGCCCUUCUGCAUGCCAUACUGGAGAACUCAAAAGAGAAGGAGCAGCUCCUGAGAGUGCAGUUAGCUACAAGUAUUGGCAAUCCUCCCGUCUCACUCUUACAACAGUGUAUGAACCUGCUGGCUCAGGGUCCUAGAUUCCAGACGAGAGUGGGCUUGUUGAUGCUGUUGUCGAUAUGGACGGCUGGAUGUCCUGCAGCAACCACACACUUCCUGACCAACAUGGCCAAUGUACCUUUUCUAAUUUCCCAGAUCUCGGCCUCAGAUGGUGACGAACAGGAGAUGCUGGUCCAGGGCCUCUGUGCAUUCUUACUCGGGAUUGCUGUGCAUUACAACAAUGAUGACGUGGAGGGAUACACAAAAGACUCCCUCCGUCAGGUCAUAGAGAAACGAAUCGGGCUAGAGAUGUUCACAGACAAACUCGGCCAAGUGCCAAAGUUUGAAGGUUACACGAAGGCGGCAAAACGACCUAAUGUCCAUUACAAACAAUCCAAUGAAGUUAUAUUUGAUUACGAGUUCACACGGAUAUUCAAAUAUUUAGAAAAUGACAUUUUAAAAUCCGUCUCGUCAAUCCAGGAUGAGUCGCCGGUGAAAAACACAAACUUUGAAGCGCACGAUAACAUUGUAUUGCAGUACAAGUCACUUAUAAGAGAUCAGGAUGUUGAGCUGUGCAAAGUGAGAGGAGAGGUGAACAUAUUGCGAUCACAAUAUGACACGGCACAGAAGAAGAUUGAUGAGAUGUCAGAACAGGUCCAGCAGUUGAAAGACCAGAACUCUUUACUAAAAGUCAGGUCUGGUGGGACACAGAGCCAGGUGGAGAUAACCAAGGAAGCAGGAGAGGAAAUUGCCAAACUAAAAACAGAAUUAGAAGAUAAAAAUAAACUGGUGACAGAAAAUAAUGCAACGGUAGAAAAGUUGAAAGAGGAGUUGACAAUAGCGGCCGCCCAAGCCUUGGCCAACUCCAGCAGUGAUGGGUCACAGCCCGAGCCAAACGAAAGUGCAAUGUUACAGGCAACCAUUCAUCGGUUGCAGUCAGAUUUAGGAGAGGUCAAUGCAAAGUUAAAGCUGAGAGAAGAAGAAGUGAAUCAGCUGAAUACGAAAUUAGCAGAGACCAACAAGUCUUUGACUGAAGAGGGUGCUGCUACCCCAGAGAGAGCCACUGGCAGUGAUGGAGAGGCAGCUGCAGCCAGAGUAGCUGAGUUGGAAUCUAGGCUUUCCUCACUAGAAGAAAGCAAUAAGACCACUACUUCAGAGAGGGAUAGCUUACAAGUGCAACUGCAGAAGUCAACGCAAGAAAGUAACGCCAUUAGAGAAACACUGAAAAAAUCUGAAAAGAGUCAGUCAAGUUUUUCAGAAGAGAAAAAACAGAUUGAAGAGGAUCGAGAUACGCUGAAAAAGGAGCAGGAAGAUUUAUUGGUGCUGUUGGCUGAUCAGGAUCUCAAGAUGAAGUCGUACAGGAGCAAAUUAAAGGAACUCGGUCACAAGUUUGAUGAUGAUGACGAUGACGACGAUGAGGAGGAUGAUGAUAUCGAUGUUGAUCUGGAGGAUGAACUAGAGGAGGACUAGACAAAAGAACAUUGUUAUGGAUAACUAGAUUAUCAUCUGCGGCUGAUGAAAAUCUUGAUUGUAUUCAAUAUCUUUGCAUAGCAGGACAUUGAUCUCAAAGUGGAUGAACAGAUAUUUUGAACAUCAGGCACAAGGUUUUCAUCAGGCUGCAGGAUGUCGUUAUGUAUAUUCACAAUCAUGUUGAAUAUGUGUGGACUUAGUGCUAUGCAAGAGUAUGUGUACAGAUUUUGUGUAACAUAUAUAGAUGGGAGGGGUGGGGGCCAUUUGGCUGUUGUGGCGUGUACACCUGGUAAGAUCACUAAUGGCCAGAGUUUUCUUCCUUUGGUCCUGUUUGAUGUUGGAGUUUUCUUCCCUCAACUGUCUGCCUGCCUGGGUUUAAAGAGGCCAAUCUCCCCAUGUGUGUUAUAUGAAUCUUCUCUAUAACUCGCCAUGUAGAUUUACUGCCAGUUAAUGAAUUAAAGAAAUAAUUGGUGUCCUUUGAACUGUUUUAUUGAGGGAAGGCAUUGUAUCCUCAUCCUUAUACAUAAUCCCUGUUUGAGAUAAACUUUUAGUCACAUUUUGUUUUUAUGUACGCAGUGUAAUAUGAGAGCCACAUCCAAUGUGUCAAAUGUUAAAGGAUUUUAGGUCCAAGUUAGAAAUACAUGUAGCACUAUUUUACAAAGGCUUGCAAUGCGCUUUUGAUAACUACAUUGAUGGAGUACAUGUUCCUCACAUGCUUGCCUUUCUAGUCUUCACUGCAUAUCUAAUAUGUCACAGCUUUAUUUAGAUUGGAUCCGUUGAAUAAGAAUUAUGUAUGUACCUUGGUCCAUUUCUUAUGAUACUGAAUCACUUUGCAGAAAUAGAAAAGUUUAUCAAAUAAAGUUUAUCUGGGGUUGAGGAAUGUUGAUAAUUUUGUGAUAUUUUCUCAUCAUUGGUGACAGAAGUUGCCCUCAGUGUUCCAAGGUUUCAUCAGAUUUCAUCACGUUUUUUCGUCUCUACAUUCUAGACCAUGCUAGGCAUUAAUUAGAUUAGCCUACCUGUAUUUUAAAUUGUAGUACAGAAAGAAUCAUCGUAGGAUACUUCAUCCAAUAAAGAAUUAUUUAUCA